AUGGCCCGCAAGAAGCUGCACCGGCCCAUCGCCGCCAUGGCGAAGAAGAUCCGUGAGUACCGGGCGCUGAAGAACCGACCGCGGGACUCGCAGCGCUUCGCCCUGGACUAUGAGACCAUGCGGCGGCCCCUGACGCAGAAGCGGCUGGCGGGGGGGGGGUCGGGGGGGGUGCGGGGGCAGGACGCCCGCCCGCUGCGGGGGCGCUGGGCCCAGGCCCGCUGCCCGCCACCUCCCUGCCUCCCCCUCAACAGGUUGUUUUCUUUGCAGAACAUGGAUCACGGAAGGGCUUGGGGCUACCUGACCUUCAGAGGCAAAGCUGAAGAAGAAGAGAGAGAGAUCGACAAAGUCAUGUACCAUGACUGGCGUAUGGUUCCCAAGCAUGAGGAGGAGGCCUUCAAGGAAUUCACUCCAGUGCCAGAGGAGACCAUUCGGUUCCUUCCAUACCCACCUCUGCUUCGUGCCAUGAUCCUUGCACAGUGGCAGAAAGAGGGAAAACCAAUCAAAGAGGAGCCAAUGAUUGAUCUGGAGAAGGUCAUGUCCUCUCUGUGUCCCAGUGCAAAGAAAAAAGCUACAGGGACACCAGUAUAA
This is a messenger RNA of Chaetura pelagica (chimney swift), 588 nucleotides long. RefSeq names its product mitochondrial ribosomal protein S34 (gene MRPS34). Gene Ontology annotation, cellular component: mitochondrion; mitochondrial small ribosomal subunit. The transcript has 2 exons. Gene Ontology annotation, biological process: mitochondrial translation. The coding region runs from base 1 to 588 and encodes 195 amino acids. NCBI's taxonomy places the organism in Eukaryota, Metazoa, Chordata, Aves, Apodiformes, Apodidae. The record is from RefSeq and is a predicted model, not a curated record. Gene Ontology annotation, molecular function: structural constituent of ribosome.